GCCGCAGCUCUGGGCCGGGCGCGGUGGUGCUUCCCUCCGCAGAGCGGGGCGCGCCGCGAUGAGCUGCGAGCUGGUUCUCUGGCUGCUGGCGCUGGGCGCGCUGCUGGCGCUGGGGGUGCAGCUGCUGCGCUUCGUGCGGGCCGACGGCGACCUGACCCUGCUGUGGGCCGAGUGGCAGGGCCGACGCCCAGAAUGGGAGCUGACUGAUAUGGUGGUGUGGGUGACCGGAGCAUCAAGUGGGAUUGGUGAGGAGCUGGCUUACCAGCUGUCUAAACUGGGAGUUUCUCUUGUACUGUCAGCCCGAAGAGUGCAGGAGCUGGAGAGGGUGAAAAGAAGAUGCCUCGAGAAUGGCAUUUUAAAAGGAAAAGAUAUACUCGUUUUGCCCCUUGACCUGACUGACCGAAGUUCCCAUGAAGUGGCUACCAAAACAGUUCUCCAGGAGUUUGGUAAAAUCGACAUUCUGGUCAACAAUGGUGGAGUAUCCCAGCGUUCAUUGUUUGUGGACACCAGCAUGGAUGUCUACAAGCAGCUAAUUGAGCUUAACUACCUAGGGACAUUGUCCUUGACAAAGUGUGUUCUGCCUCACAUGAUGGAGAGGAAGCAAGGAAAGAUUGUUACUGUGAAUAGCUUCUUGGGUAUCAUAGCUGCACCCCUUUCUAGUGGAUAUUGUGCCAGCAAACAUGCUCUUCGGGGUUUUUUUAAUAGCCUCCGAACUGAACUUACUGCAUACCCAGGUAUAAUAGUUUCUAACAUUUGCCCAGGACCUGUGCAAUCAGAUAUUGUGAAGAAUGCCCUAACUGAAGAAGCCUCAAAGACUAUAGGCAGCAGCACAGGCCAGUCCUACAAGAUGCCAACCAGUCGUUGUGUGCGGCUGAUGUUAGUCAGCAUGGCCAAUGAUUUGAAAGAAGUUUGGAUUGCGGAUCAACCUUUCUUGUUAAUUGCAUAUUUGUGGCAGUAUAUGCCAACCUGGGCCUGGUGGCUAACCAACAAAUUGGGGAAGAAAAGGAUUGAGAACUUUAAGAGUGGUGUGGAUGCAGAUUCUUCUUAUUUUAAAAUCUGGAAGACAAAACAUGACUGAAGGUGUACUUGGAUUUCUCAAGCCAUUUGAGGGAGAAAUGGAAAACAUGAAAACAACAAUCUUCUUAUAUACUGAAGACUAAUCUGUAAUUUUACUUUUGGAUACAACUUUCAACAUGCAAUAAAUAAUAAAAGAUUGCCAUGAAUCUUGCAAUAAAGAUAUUAACAUAAUA
Manis pentadactyla (Chinese pangolin) is the source of this 1250-nucleotide messenger RNA. It is a transcript of the gene DHRS7, whose product is annotated as dehydrogenase/reductase 7. Gene Ontology annotation, molecular function: oxidoreductase activity. The coding region runs from base 59 to 1078 and encodes 339 amino acids. The record is from RefSeq and is a predicted model, not a curated record. The transcript is spliced from 7 exons. NCBI's taxonomy places the organism in Eukaryota, Metazoa, Chordata, Mammalia, Pholidota, Manidae.